Messenger RNA from Anguilla anguilla (European eel), 1056 nucleotides. Its product is annotated as T-lymphocyte surface antigen Ly-9-like. The coding region runs from base 5 to 820 and encodes 271 amino acids. Lineage: Eukaryota; Metazoa; Chordata; Actinopteri; Anguilliformes; Anguillidae. The transcript has 5 exons. The record is from RefSeq and is a predicted model, not a curated record.
AGGCAUGACAGCAUUACACACAAAACGGAAAAUUACAAUGACCACUCAAUGGCGAGCUUUCAAAACGUCAAGGAGGAUUCAUGCUGAAGUUAUGCUUCUUUAUAUAAUAGUGUGCCAGUAUGGGUGCAGUGAGGGGGUGGCAGAGACAGCGACUGGUUCCAACAUCACAGUGAAAGUGGGGGAGAGCAUCACGUUUCCUUUCUCAGCUGAGGGCAACCAAAGCUACACCGCUGACCUACUUUUUAAAACAUUUACAAUCGUUACAUGGAUUCCUCCACAAUUCAUUCAUGUACGAGAACAAUAUAAGGGAAGGGUCAGCAUUGGCAAUCACUCGAUAUGGCUGAACAAUUCAAGACUAUCAGAUUCUGGCCUUUAUCAAGUUAAAACUAAGUACAGAUCUGGAGGUUUUAAGCCACCGGAGUACAAAUACUUUCAUCUGCAGGUUUUUGAGCCCGUCUCUAAACCCAACAUCACAGCUGAGUGCCUGGGGAGUAAUGUCAGUCUGAGCUGCUUCAGCAGUCAGGGGACUGCAGUGACUUACAGCUGGGAAACUCUGCCCCCUUGUGGUAAUGAUAGCAGUGUGCACCUGGGCCAAGCGAUAUACCUCCAGUUACACUCCCUCUCUCCACCCACAACAUACACGUGUACAGCCCAUAACCCUGUCAGCAGAGCCACCAGCGAUUCUGUUGAUCUGGAAAUGUGCUUCCCGCAACGAUCACAAGUUGGAUGGGUUCCAGCCUUGUGUGCCACAUCAGCAUUCCUCGUCUUCGGAGGACUAAUACUGCUGUACAAGAGGAUAAAGCAAACACUACAAAAGUGAAACAAUUCAAGGUAAUGAUCCACACCCUCUGGAACGGCAAGACAUGCUAUGUGGAAUCAGUUUUAUCCUGUUAUUUGAAGUAAUUUGCAUCUUUUGCUGCCCUAAUUAAUAAAAUUCUUAUUUUUAUAGUUGAAGUUGACAAGCCAGUCAUGGAAGAGGAGCCACCGUCUUCAAGGCCUUCUAUUGAUCCAGUAUCUGUCUAUUAUAUGGACCAGAAAAAAGCUAAAUGGUUCACA